AUGAACUAGUAUCUUGAGUAGGCAUUACUAGAUAAUGAAUCUAGAUAGUUUUUAUUUAAGCUUGAAAUUAAAAUAAUCAAAUACCUGAGCGAGAUUUAAAAAGCAGAAAAAGGCAACGAAGAUGGUGUUCAGUACUUUAAUUUAAAAAGCUUCUAAAAGAAGUUAAUUAAAACAAUGACAGAAUACUAUAACUUGAAUUCAAAAUCUAUUUACGUUAAAGUCGUUGUUUAGAAUGCUUAAACAGAAGGUGAUGAUCAGAAUAGCAAUAAAUAAAAGAAAAAGAAAAAAUAAGGGCUUUUGCUUUUUAGAAGUAAAGAGAACUUAAAUGCUCCUACUCCAGCUUUGUAGUUGAGGGAUUACUUUACUAGCAGUUAGCUACAAAUUCAUAAUGAAAUUGUUAAUUAAAGAAAGUAGCAUAAAAAGAAUAAGAAAUCAGAGAAAAAAUUGGCAAAUGAAAGUGAAAACGAAAACGAAAAUUGCUCUAAUUCAGUUGGAAAAGAUGAAGAUUGUUCUCUUUCAUCUGCAUCUUCGAAUACAGGAAUUCAUUCAAAAGAUGAAAGCUCAAAUUCAAGCAGAUAAAAAAUAGAAGUUUAUGAAGACAAUAACGCUACAAAUGAUAAAAAAGAUAACUUUUUACCUAGUUUAAAUCAUAUCUUAUGUUUAAAUUAAAAAUAAAGUCAUCACUAAAACAAUCAAGAUUUUGAUUUUGAAAAUUGGGCUAGUAAUUUAGUUUAACAUAAGUUCCUUCUUAGAAAACAAAGUGAGACAUUUUCAUUUAUUGUGUUCGGUGAUGAAAAUGAAGCAUAGUCAUUUAUGUAGCAAGCCAACUAAGAAAUCUAAAAAUCUAAUAUUGAACUUUAAAUAAUUCCUCUAACAAAAAUUGAUAGGAAAUUAUUUAAGGAUUCACUGAAAAACGAAUACUUAGACUAAACUAUCUAAAAGCCUAAAGGAAGUGUAGAAGUUGCUAACAGAAUAAUUUUUGGAAUACUUGGAGAAAGAAAAGAAAUUAAAAACAAUUCAGGAGAUAUUUUAAAAAGAUUAGUGAAUAAAGAUUGA
Molecule: messenger RNA, 1056 nt
Organism: Tetrahymena thermophila SB210
Lineage: Eukaryota; Ciliophora; Oligohymenophorea; Hymenostomatida; Tetrahymenidae
Exons: 7
Source: RefSeq, a predicted model, not a curated record